UAUCAUGGCGGACGGAUGGUGUUCAUGUACGAAUUUUCGCGUGUGUUGUGUUCUAAUAGCAUAAUUCUGUAAUAUUACUUAUUAUAGUGUUAAUUAGUGUACUCAGACUUAUUAAAUAUAAAGUUUCAAUGUUCUAGUUAUUGUUAGUGAGAUCAUAUGGUAUUUGUAUUCAAGUUUUUGUAAAACAACUAUCAAAAUGUCGUCUGGGACUUCGACUGCUGCUGAGACAUCGUUUGACGAAUUUUAUACCGAGGUCAAGGAAAUUGAGAAACGGGACUCGGUGUUGACACCGAAACAACAAAUAGACAGGCUCCUUCGCCCUGGCUCUACCUAUUUUAACCUCAACCCCUUCGAAGUGUUGCAACUAGAACCAGAAGUUUCCAUCGAUGAAAUCAAGAAGAAAUAUAGAAGAUUGUCCAUUCUUGUCCAUCCAGACAAAAAUAUGGAUGAUUCUGAACGCGCUCAACAAGCUUUUGAGAUUGUCAACAGGGCAUGGAAAACUCUGGAAAAUGAUGAGACCAGGAAGAAGUGCUUGGACAUUUACCAAGAGGCCAAGGAAAGGACUGAUCACAUGAUAGAACAGAAGCGAAAGAAAAUGAAGAAAGAUGGCCGCCUAGCUGAAGGUAUUCCUGAGGAUGAUCCGGCGAAAUUUAAACAUGCUGUUUAUGUCAUGACCAUGAAGUUAUUCGCCGAUAUGGAACGUAAGCGGCAACAUUUAGAAACUCGCGACAUGGAGGAGAGGAAACGAAAACGAGAACAAGAAAUUGAGCAAGAAGAGCAAAUGUCUCUUGAGAAGGAAUGGGCCAAGAAUUUUGAGGAAUCUCGACAAAACCGCGUGGACAGCUGGAAGACCUUCCAAUCCGGCGGCGGGAAGGAAAAGAAGAAAAAGAAAAUCAUGGGGUUCAAACCACCAAAACCUAAGCCAGAGAGCAGAUAACUCUACCUAGUUACUGUUAGCAUAGAAUAGAAUAUUGCAAUACGAUUUCAUAUGAAUGAGAUCUUGUGUUGUGCCCUAGUUUAGUAUGAUGUAAUUUAAAGAAAGAUUGUCCUAAUGAGUAUGCAUACUUUUAUUCAGGACAUUUUUAAGUGGAUAUUGACUCGGAGCAUUUUUAUAGCCUUUAUUAGGUAGGCUUGUCACCUCUAUACCAUAAAUUAUCUGUUCCAUCCGCACGGGGGUCUAAACAGGCCACUUUGAAACAAUUCAUCUGAAAAAGUAAUAUUGCUAUUUGACAUUUGUUGACAUUGCUGCAGUUAUAAUAAUAAUAAUAAUUUAUUUUAAGAUUUACAAUCCAUAGUUGUUAGUAAAGCAGUCUAAACCUAUCUUAUACAGGGCUGUUUGCGACAUCGUACCGAACACUGAUUCAAACCAUGACCCUGAGUUAAUACCAAGUGGAAUUUUACGUCUGAAUCAUCCCCCUCACUCAGUAUUCGUUACGAUGUCACAUCUGUCGCUAAAAUAUGGAACUAAAAAUAAUUUAAAAAACAAGAGAAUUCAUGAAUUUUCCAAGAGAAUAUUCCACUUUUUAUCAACUUAGAAUCAUGGUCUGAAUCAUCUUUCAAAGUUUUCGUUACAAUGUCACUAAAACCAUGUAUACGCGCAAACGUCAAAUUAGAAUAUUUAUUAUUAGAUGACAUGCCAAUUGCCACAUGGCCUUUUUAGACACCUAGUACAUCAUAAUACCCUAUUUAAAUUUUUCCAAAAAUCCGGAGCAGGAUUUCGGUGGUUUACUAAUAUUUCAGAUUAAAUCCUCAGCCUCAAUGUCAUUUUAGAUUAAAAAAUGCUCUGUCAAUAUCCUUUCAGUGAUUGUGUUAAGACACAUUUCUAGUAAGAAGUUGAUAGUUAACAUGGGAAGUACCUUUGUAAAGCUCCGUGCAAUCAUUGCUGAGUGGUCAAUUUAAUUCUAUUAUAAACCAUAGAUAGAAUUGGUUUUAAUUUUAUCGGAAUGUGAAACCGAAAGGUUUCAGAGAGAAUGCAAAUCAAUAUUUCUUGAUUAAAACGUGGAUAUUGAUUUCA
Pectinophora gossypiella (pink bollworm) is the source of this 2014-nucleotide messenger RNA. RefSeq names its product dnaJ homolog subfamily C member 8 (gene DnaJ-21). Gene Ontology annotation, cellular component: nucleus. The record is from RefSeq and is a predicted model, not a curated record. NCBI's taxonomy places the organism in Eukaryota, Metazoa, Arthropoda, Insecta, Lepidoptera, Gelechiidae. Bases 197 to 937 code for a protein of 246 amino acids. The transcript is spliced from 6 exons.